AGAAGUGAGCCGUGCUUUGCGAAUCACAGUUUACUCGUGAAAUAAUACGGCGGGCAUGAAACGUCCUUAUCUAUACUUCGUGUACUUUGUUUUAGCCUGCCGGGAGUAAUCAUUCGCUCACUUUUCAGCCAUGGGAGGAACAAUUCAUAUUUUGCAUGCUAAUCUGGGAAGAGUGAAAAAACAGAGGAAAUAUGUUGCUUAGUAGUUUCCCGAGCGAGGUCAAGAAUAUCUUUGCCAUCUCAGGCGCAAGUGUGAAAGUGAUUCAUUUUCUCAUCAUGCAGGAUACAGGGUGUUUCAUGAAAUGAGAAAUCAAAGACUGCUUUAACCAGUGAAAUACUUAAAAACCGAUUUACUCAGGAAUUUUCGCCAAAUCCACUCCAAGCGGUUUCAUCCCGUCAAGAGAACUUUCCACGGGUUUCUGAGUGCGCAUCGUUGGAGACAUUUAUAUAACCACCCACGGGGCCAUUUAUAAAAUGAAACAUUCUGGGACGAAAACUGAGGCAUCAAGAGGAAAACCGUUGCUGCUGCAGCAGACCGCACUUGUCUCCACCCCGACGAUUUUCAUUUCCAGUAUCUCAGAUGGUAUCUGCCUCAUGGAACACAUUUUUAGCCCUGGAACUUUGUGAGCACGAAAAACUUCACCUUCACUUAUUUAGUGGAUCUAAAACCAAAUGUGAUUUUUUGAUGCAUUGAACGACACUUUAAAUUCCAGUGUCAUUUAAAAUGUUCCUAAAAGCUUGAUCCCAUCCGAAAAACAUUCAGGAAUCUCAUCCUUGAUUUAAUUAUUAAUUUUAUGAUUGCGACCUUUCCGCAUUUGCAACAGAAGCCUUACUCUUAGCUUAUAGCCCAUAAUUGUAUGGCAACCAAUUUAAUGCUUUUCAUGUUAGUUAUUAAGUUUUGACUUUUAGGUAGUUAAAAGGAUCACUAAAAUAACCAUUAUAUUGUAACCGAAUUUCACAUUUUAUAAUUUUUACUUUUAACGACAGCUUUCAAUUAUAGGCUGAUUUGGAAAAUCCCUAUGCAAUUAAUCUGAUCCGACGGCUGACUGCCGAACGUCAUGUUAAACUUCAUUCGACCUCAUCACAGCUCUUGCUUUAUCUCAUAGUCCGCUUAAUCCAUAAUUAUAUUACAACCAAUUGCAUGCUAUUCACGUUUAAUAAUAAGUUUUCACUUUUAGGCACUUCAAAGGAUCUCACUAAAAGAACCAUCAUAUCACUACCGAAUUUCAUAGCAUUUACUUUUAAUGACACUUUGAAUUGUUGGUCGAAGAGAAAAAUUACUAUAAAAACUAAUCUGAUCCGACGGCUGAUCGCCGAAUUUCAUGUUCAACUUGAUUCAAUUCCACCACAGUAUCUCAGAACUUUCACUAAAAAUGACACCGAAUAACGUUUUAAUUGUUUUAACCCUCGUGAUAAUAAGAAAUUUACAGCACAUUCAUGCACGAACAUUGUACACAUGGUCUCAAGUCGUCCCGCAGAAUCAACUCAGUGUACGCGCAAUAACGGACAACAACGCUUGUCCUAUCGCUCGUGUUGACAACAAACAAGUCGAGAUGAAAAUCCGGAGUUCGAUGAACAACACAGAAACAGUCUGCGAAUUGAUAGUCGACAGACUCGCUCGCCACAUCACCGUCGACGACAAGAAGAUCGCCACCCUCCCCAAAAACAUCCGGAAAAUCGCCAUCAUCGGCGACACGGGGUGCAGAAUCAAAGGGGAUGAACAGCAGGCCUGCAACUCCGCGGAGGGCUGGCCUUUGCGCAAGAACUUGGAAGCAAUCGCCCUUCACAAACCGGAACUAAUUGUACACGUUGGCGACUAUCUCUACAGACAAACCAAAUGUGUAGAGACGACAAGUUGCGGCAGCUUCUUCGGGUACAACCCAGAGACCUGGUACGCCGAUUGGUUCGACCCGGCGAGAGAUAUCUCACUGCGAGCGCCGUUCAUUUUCAUUCGGGGGAACCACGAGGCGUGUGGGAGGGGCCACGAAGGGUGGUUCAGGUACCUGGACCCUUUCCCCUUCGCCCCUGAAAAUUGCAAACCUUUGGACUUCAGCUGGGCCUUCGAUGUUGGUCCGGUGAAGUUUUUCAUCUUCGAUACGUCAUCCCCAGAGGAGAUCUUCGAGCGCCAGAGGAAGAUCGACGCUUUCAACAAGUUCAACAGCCUGAUCUGCGAUAAACCAACGUGGUUUUUGACCCAUAGGCCGCUUUGGUGCACGACGACGCGGGAACCAGAAGUGGUUGCCCUGAAAAGUCAGGGAAAUCUCACGGAUAUCGAGGAGUUCCAGGAUGAGUUCCCGAAGAACGUCAGUGCGAUACUCUCGGGUCAUUUUCAUAUCGCGCAGAUUUUGUUGAUGGAUGAUUUCCCCGACCAGAUCAUCGUUGGCAACGGUGGAGCGCUCCUGUACGCGCAGGAUCAGAAGCCUAUCUACAAGAAUGUGGAUUUUCACUACCCGAAUGGUAAGAACUACUCCGCGCACGAUAUCAGGAACUUUUUCGGGUUCGGUUUCGCGAUGGCGAGGUUGGACUCGCGUACGUUGACUUUCUUCAAUUCGGAUAACAAGAGGCUGUACUCUGCGGGGCUCACCGAUGACUUCAAACCGCGAUUAAAAUGAAAUAUUGAUAAUUGGAUAUUGAGAUGUGUAUAUUAAUAGUGAGCUGUUAGGGUAAACCGAAAUGAAAUAAGUAAAUUCAAAACCUGAUAAGCAGUAGCGAAGCGUGAA
Messenger RNA from Bemisia tabaci, 2719 nucleotides. RefSeq lists its product as uncharacterized. Gene Ontology annotation, molecular function: hydrolase activity. The record is from RefSeq and is a predicted model, not a curated record. Lineage: Eukaryota; Metazoa; Arthropoda; Insecta; Hemiptera; Aleyrodidae.